Molecule: messenger RNA, 6128 nt
Organism: Aedes aegypti (yellow fever mosquito)
Lineage: Eukaryota; Metazoa; Arthropoda; Insecta; Diptera; Culicidae
Gene: clu
Product: clustered mitochondria protein homolog
Exons: 6
Coding region: 623-4933 (1436 amino acids)
Biological process (GO): intracellular distribution of mitochondria
Cellular component (GO): cytoplasm
Molecular function (GO): mRNA binding; protein binding
Source: RefSeq, a predicted model, not a curated record
CGGUUUUCUGUUUACAUCGUGGUCGUCGCCAGUCCAGAGUGAAUUUCGAACCGCAUGUUGCAUAAUUUUCGAUCGGAAAAACGCCGAAAAGUAACAGAUUUUCCUGUUUUAAGUUCGCGGAAAUAGUUGUGUCCAGUUGCUUCGCGCUGUGAACUGCAGCUCCGGUACCGCUGGUCGAAAAAAUUCGCAUUCUCAAACGGUAAGGAUUGCGAAAUUGAGCAGUCGGAAAAGCACCAUCCCGUGUACGCUACCUUCCUUUUGUUACGGCAUUUCAUCCGCGCUGCUCGUGUGGUAGUGCGAGCAAGCUCUCAAGACGUUAUAUUGAGAGUGUCUGGUGUCUCUCACUGUCCAUCCCAGUCUGGUGUAAUUGGCGCUGGCUUAUAGACGACUCCCAGUUGGAUUCUCCCGUCGCGUAGUGAAAGAAGUAAUUCGGUUCCGUUCUUGCAACAUAGGAUUCUUGGUAGUGCAUUCAUUAUUUUCCAACUUUAAGGAGAAUAAGACUAGUGUACCGUUGUUUGAAAAGGAUUAUCCGAAAAGUGUAUGAGUGGCUGGAAGGAGUGACAUAUCGGAGUGCAAAAUUGUGUGACCAGAACGUGAAGAAUUUUUGCUGAAGGCAGAAACGAUGGCUUUAGGAGCGGACAAAUCCGGAAAGGAUACGGAGGUUGCACCGGCCACGACUAAAACUGGCCCGUCUACCAACCCGGAGCCGAAGAAAAAAGGAAACAACAAAAAGCAAAAGAACGGCAAAGACAAGGAAACGACUCCACCCCCGACCACCACCGGAGCAAAGGAACCACUAGUCAACGGACACAGCGCUGCCGUCAACGGCAUGAACGGACACACGUCGGAAGGCGAACAGCAGAAGGAUAAGACAGCUGCUGAAGAUAAGAAGAAGCCCGACUCAGAUGUGAUGGAGAUCAUCCAGGAUACUGGAUUCACAGUGCAGAUCCUAUCACCGGGCGUGGAACCUCUUUCGAUCCAGGUUUCCAGCAUGGAACUGGUGCAGGAGAUUCACCAGCUGCUGAUGGAUCGGGAGGAUACUUGUCACAGAACUUGCUUUUCACUGCAAUUGGAUGGGGUGACGCUGGAUAACUUUGCGGAGCUGAAAAACAUUGAGGGACUGAAAGAGGGUUCGAUUAUCAAGGUUGUGGAAGAGCCGUACACUAUGCGCGAAGCCAGGAUCCACGUAAGACACGUGAGGGAUCUGUUGAAGUCGAUGGACCCGGCCGAUGCUUACAACGGAGUGGACUGUAGUUCGUUGACCUUCCUGCACACCAUUACUCAGGGUGAUAUUCUUGAAAAGAAAAAGGGACGUUCGGAGAGUGUAGAUUGUACUCCUCCGGAGCAUAUCAUGCCGGGCGCAAAGGACAGGCCUUUGCUACCUCUACAACCGGGAGUAGGCAAGAAGGGGCCACAGCCAUUGAAGGUGCUAACGACAUCUGCGUGGAAUCCUCCACCAGGUCCCAGAAAAUUGCAUGGAGAUUUGAUGUACUUGUAUGUGGUCACGAUGGAAGAUAAAAGGUUCCACAUUUCGGCUUGUCCUCGAGGCUUCUUUAUCAAUCAAUCGUCGGAUGAUGUGUUUGAUCCUCGCCCAGACAAUCCCAGCUAUCUGUGCCAUUCGUUGAUCGAUCUGUUGUCGCAGAUUUCACCCACCUUCCGUCGCUGUUUCGCACAAAUGCAGAAGAAACGCACCCAACGGCAUCCAUUCGAGCGCGUUGCCACACCGUAUCAGGUUUACACCUGGUCUGCACCGGCCCUAGAGCACACCAUCGAUGCCAUUCGCGCGGAAGACACUUUUUCUUCCAAGCUGGGUUAUGAGGAGCACAUUCCCGGCCAGACGAGAGAUUGGAAUGAGGAGUUGCAGACAACGCGCGAACUUCCGAGAGAAACCCUUCCGGAGCGAUUGCUCCGGGAACGUGCCAUAUUCAAGGUUCAUAGCGAUUUCGUGACGGCAGCUACCCGGGGUGCUAUGGCUGUGAUUGACGGAAAUGUGAUGGCAAUUAAUCCUGGAGAGGACGCCAAGAUGCAGAUGUUCAUUUGGAAUAACAUUUUCUUCUCGCUGGGAUUCGAUGUGAGGGAUCAUUAUAAGGAGCUUGGCGGUGAUGCUGCUGCGUUUGUGGCACCUCGGAACGACUUGCACGGUGUUCGAGUGUAUUCCGCAGUGGACGUUGAGGGGUUGUAUACCUUGGGAACGGUAGUCAUUGACUAUCGUGGCUAUCGUGUCACUGCCCAGUCGAUUAUUCCUGGUAUUUUGGAACGUGAACAGGAGCAAUCCGUUGUGUAUGGAUCGAUUGACUUCGGAAAGACGGUGCUGUCGCACGAAAAAUACUUGGAACUGUUGAACAAUGCUGGAAAGCAUCUUAAAAUACUGCCACACAGUGUCUUAAACGAGAAGGAAGAGGAAAUUGAGCUGUGCUCGUCAGUUGAAUGUAAGGGAAUCAUUGGUAACGACGGUCGCCAUUACAUUUUGGAUUUGUUGAGGACCUUCCCUCCGGAUGUAAACUUCCUGAAAUUAGAUGAAGAGCUUAGCAAGGAUUGUAAGGCACUUGGCUUCCCGAUUGAACAUAAGCACAAGCUGAGUUGCUUGCGUCAGGAACUGCUCGAGGCAUUCGUCGAGAGCCGAUAUCUUAUGUUCAUCAAGCAUGCAGCGUUCCAGUUGCAACAGUUGAAUUCCGCCAAGUUGAAGCAAAAACAGGAAGCGAAGGAUUCCAAAGAUAGCGAGAAGAAGGAAGAACCAAAAGCAAUUGAAGCUGCUCCAGUUGCGAAAGAACCCGCAAAGAAGGAUGCUGCCGCCGAGUCGAAUAACAAUGUUGAGUCGAAGGAAGAAUGUCCAAAGAAGGGAAGCACAGAUAAAGCAAAGGAUAAAUCAGCUGGUGUUCCAAAAGUAGAAACUGAAGAAGCCAAGAAGCUGAUGGAGUCGUUGCUAUCCAGCGACGAGAAGAAUGAAAGCAAGGAGGUUGUCAAACGUGCCUGUGAAGCAGUCGGAUCACUGAAGGAAUACGAAUUUGAUAUUCGUUUCAAUCCGGAUGUAUACUCGCCAGGAAUCAAGCACGUUGACAAUCAGAGUGCUGCCAACUCUUUAAAGAAGCAGAAGCAGUUGGUUAAGGAUGCUGCCGAGUUCCUUGUUAAACACCAAAUCCCAAGUUUCGUUCAUGAUUGCUUGGACCAUACUGCAGCUCCCAUGGAUGGAACUACCCUUACCGAAACGCUACAUAGCCGAGGCAUCAAUGUUCGUUAUUUGGGUAAAGUUGCUAAUCUGCUGGCCAAGAUUAAGCAACUGGAAUACCUGCACACUAUUGCCGUGUCGGAGUUGAUCAUCCGUGCCGCGAAGCACAUCUUCACCAGCUACAUGCAAAAUACUGAAAUGAUGAGCAUGGCUGCUGCCAUCAGUCAUUUCCUAAAUUGCUUCCUAACGGCUACUACUGCAGUGUCGCACUCGGGUAGCUUAUCUGAAUCUGAUGCCCUUACCAAAUCUGGAUCAUCUGGUGGUAAGCAACAGCGCCGCCAAAACAAGCGUUCUGCUGGCAGCAAGGGCGGAAAACCAUCAUUCCAGUGCACGCAGGAUAACAACGAAUGGCAGCUGCUGACCCCGAAAUCUCUCUGGUCUCAAAUCGAAAAAGAACUCAAAUCUUACUGGGAUUACGAGCUGCUCCCAGCUGGAGCGCAUGACUCUGCUGAUCCAGUAGUGUCCCACUAUCGUCUACAGAAGAUCAGCUUACUUCGUGCAUUUUGUCUCAAGACUGGUGUUCAGAUCCUGCUCCGAGAGUAUAACUUCGAGAUGAAGAAUAAGCCUACGUUUGGCGAGAGCGAUAUCGUUAAUGUGUUCCCAGUUGUCAAGCACAUCAAUCCCAGAGCUUCCGAUGCGUACAAUUUCUACACCACCGGUCAGAGCAAAAUCCAGCAAGGUUACUUCAAGGAUGGAUACGAUUUGAUCAGCGAAGCGUUGAACCUGUUGAACAAUGUCUACGGGGCGAUGCAUCCGGAAAAUGCCCAGUGCCUGCGCAUGUUGGCCCGUUUGAGCUACAUCAUGGGUGAUCCUCAGGAAGCAAUUGCCAUCCAGCAGCGAGCCGUGCUUAUGAGCGAGAGGGUCAAUGGUAUUGACCAUCCGUACACGAUCGCUGAAUAUGCUCCACUUGCGUUGUACUGCUUUGCCAAUAGUCAGAUCAGCACUGCCCUGAAGCUGCUGUACCGUGCCCGGUAUCUCGCUACGAUAGUUUGUGGUGAAAACCACCCGGAUAUUGCCCUGUUGGAUAGCAACAUCAGUUUGAUUCUACAUGCCGUUGGCGAAUACGAGCUGUCCUUGCGUUUCCUGGAGCACGCUCUGGCUCUCAACAUCAAGUACUACGGCGAGAAGUCUCUGAAGGUGGCCGUUAGCUACCAUCUGGUAGCCCGAACACAAAGCUGCAUGGGCGAUUUCAGGUCCGCGUUGAACAACGAAAAAGAAACAUAUGCCAUCUAUAAGCAACAGCUUGGAGAAACGCACGAGAAGACACAGGAAUCGUCCGAGUGUCUGCGCCAUCUGACCCAACAGGCGGUCGUGCUGCAGAAGAAGAUGAACGACAUCUACUCGAAUGGAAAGCUGACCAGCGGGUUGCCGCCUAUCCAUAUUCAACCACCGUCGAUGGGCUCCGUGCUGGACAUGUUGAACGCUAUCAACGGUAUUAUCUUCGUACAAAUAAGCUCCAAGGAAAUUGCCAACCUGAAAAACGAAAUCGAAAAGCGCCAGAAAGAGGGCGGCACCUCUGAGCAGGCAGCUGCCGCUCAAGCUAGCCAAGAAGAGGUUGAUCGCAUGCUGACGGAAACCAUGGCCAAGACCGCUGCUGGAAUUCCAUUCGAGGACCACGACAAGCACGAGCUUCCCGUAGCUGCCGAAGCCAGCAGUAGUAAGCAAGCCGACAAUAGCAGUAAUGCAUCCGCACAACAGGUAAGCUGAAAGAAGGGCCCUAAUCGUCGACUCCAGCAGUAGGAGCACUAUCGAUUGAUCGCAGUCAUUUCUAACAAUAUCGAAACAUUACACUACAAUAAUCAGCAGCUGUUAAGAUGGUCGGAGACUUCCAUAAGAAGUUGUUGCCGUUAGUUUGCCCGUUUGUUUAAUUAGAUGGCGCGCUCUUAUAGGAGGAGUGUGGCUUAGAAUAGAGACCAGCUAUAGGUUGUUUACUGAUAACAGUUGACAAUAUUGUUUCAUUUCAAAGUAUGCAUCUAAAUACUUUUGUUUGUUUCAUUUUAGAAAAUCUAAGAAACGCACACUACUUUUUCUGAACUCAAUUUACUUAUAGUUUGCCAUCCUCAUUACAAAAAGAAAAUGUGCUUUAUUAGGCGAAUUCUAUAAUACAUAAAUCAGCGCUAAACCAAAUUGAGGGAAUCACAGACGGUCAUCACAAACGUGCAAUAGAAGACUGUUCCUUGAAGGUCUCUAAAAGAGUUAUAUGACCCUAUUUGCAAUAAAACUAAUCUUAUAUGCCAUCGAAUCUUCAAAUGUACGUCCUCGUCGACGUCGUUGCAAACUAAAAACCGUUAACCACGCCAUGAAUUCAUCUAAAUUGUCUGAUCCAAAGAUUUUUCACAUCCCACUCAAACUGAAUUCAUACGCAGUUGCUUAUGAUGAUUCUUACUGAUAGCAGAAGUCGACUGGCGACGCGGCAGAGCGAAUAUCAUUCUAACUAUUACAAAACAACAAGCAUUACAAGUUACAUCAGAAGAAAUUGAUUACGACUAUAGACCGCUGCAAUCAGCGCGUACCUAACUAGGUAGUCCAGCAAUUUUGCACAUUAAAAAUGUAAACUUCAAUUAAUAAUCAACCGACAACAAAAGCAACACAAGUAAGCACGUAGUUAGCCAGGUAGAAAUUGAAAAUAAAAACUAGUAGAACAUAUAGACUUUCAAAUUUUACCGGAUUGCAGCCGGAAAAUAAAGCUAGUAGUAGAAUGACACUGAACAAAAAAACACCGAAAGAACAUAAAUGUAGAUUCGAAAGACAUGAUUUAACAUUCAUAAAAAUGGAAAUUGAGUGAGAGUUUUUGGGAAUCAUGUACCUCUUCUCAAGAGCUCCGAAAAGUUGAGUUGAUUUGUGCGAUGUUGAAUAUGGAGCAAUAAAAGGAAAAAAAGAACUUUCGGUUUCAUUAUUUUAA